AUGAUGCUUUCAGAGGUUGAGUCCUGGGUAGCUGACGACUCUGACAAUCCCGAAGUGGAUUUAGGGCCCCCAACAGAUCGGGGUCCCCCCGAGGGGGGCCCCUGGGGGCCCCCAGAAGCCUCGUUGGGGGCCCCCCCCCGGGGCCUCGCAGCCUCUGCUGUUGACCUCGAUGACUUCCUUGGGGACUAUGAACAGUCGCAGGCUUCUGUCUGGUCUACAGAAGCAGACUUUGAUAUACCGCCGGUGGUGCCAUCUCUUCGUGAGGAAGCAGCAGCAGCAGCAGCAGCAGAAGCAAGAACAGCAGCAGCAGCAGCAGCAACAGCUGUAAACUCAAAACCCCAAUCAACAUCAGCAGCAACACGAGACAAAGCUAGCUGGCCUCUUCUUCACCGCGAGACCUUCUCUGGGGGAACAUUCAGCAGAACCUCUGGGGGCCCCAUGGGGGCCCCCGUUGAGGGCCCCCUGGGGGGCCCCCAAACAGUAUUUGGACAGGGGCCCCCUCCUCGCUGCUCCUCUCCUGGCUUCAGCUACUGCGAUAAAAUACCCUUCAACUGCUCCCCUGUAGACAAACCCCUCGUUGCUGCUGAGCUCUUCGUCUCCUGUAUGCUUAUAUUUGAGGUUUCUCUUCGUUCUCUCGUCCUUGGGCCCUCGUGUUUCUCCUCGAGCGCUCAUCUUUUUGACUGCACCAUCACGACCCUCUCAGUGGUUUUGUUUCUUAACAGCGGUGACAUCCGCGUUCUAUUCCGGGGUUCUCCAGGGCCUUCGUUGCCCCCAGAGGGGGACGCUGGGGGGCCCCCUGGGGGGGCCCCCGGGGGCCCCCGGGGCCCCCGUACCUCCCCUGAGGCCCCCGAUGACUUCCUGAGGGAACUUUUGACGGCGCUGCGGAUCGCUACGCAAGUUGUGCGUUUGGUGCCGCUGGCGAUGCACCAGAGACGCGCGAAGCUGCCCCGUGAUGGGGUCGACUUCUCCCGCUUAGACCCCCACGACGAUCUCUGA
Molecule: messenger RNA, 996 nt
Organism: Eimeria mitis
Lineage: Eukaryota; Apicomplexa; Conoidasida; Eucoccidiorida; Eimeriidae
Exons: 4
Coding region: 1-996 (331 amino acids)
Source: RefSeq, a predicted model, not a curated record